Messenger RNA from Orbicella faveolata, 4101 nucleotides. Its product is annotated as nuclear receptor coactivator 4-B-like. Lineage: Eukaryota; Metazoa; Cnidaria; Anthozoa; Scleractinia; Merulinidae. The record is from RefSeq and is a predicted model, not a curated record. Gene Ontology annotation, biological process: intracellular iron ion homeostasis; response to hormone. Gene Ontology annotation, molecular function: transcription coactivator activity.
AAAUAACAAUGGACCAAUCAAAGUAUGUUUCUUAUCAAUACAAUUGACUACCCAUAAGCUCCCUUAUAUAAUGUUCUUUUUGAUUGGUGCAGUGAGCUCAAUACUAAUACCCGCUGUCCUGUCGUGUCUGUCUCGGGAACACAAACGUUUUACGUGGUUGCCGAUAAGGUUGGACUUUUCCUGUAGCCAGAAGAACUACAAAGAGCGAUUUGAUCGUCUUUCUCUGAAGUUUCUAAUUCUGACACUUAGGUUUCAUCAUGGAGUGCAGACAGGGCCUGACUGAUCUUUUGGGAGAAUUGUAUGGUAACAUCGAUAUGUUGCAAAAGGCAAUUGCAGAAGUUGGUCAGAUCAAAGGAAGCUUGAAGACAACGGCCUCAGAUUUGAAGUCACAGAUUCGGGACAGUGUCAGCCGCCAUCUAGAGGCAUUACGAAACAGAGAAACCUGGUUGCUAGGACAAGUUGAGGUGGUUCAGCAUGUUAAAGAAGAUGCAUUGCACCAACAACAAUCGGAACUCAACAAGGCUCUUGGAAGACUGCAGUCACUUUGUGUAUUACUGGAACAGACUGGUGAAGUCCUUGACACUAAAAGCCUGGAAUGUCAUGUAAGGGAAAGCAUAACUGCUCUUGGUGACCUGAACUUUUCUCCUGAAGAAACCAAGGUUAUCAACUUUGUUGCCCAGAAUUUUGAACUUCAAGAGCUAAUUCAGAAGUUUGGAAAUGUGGUUUCUGAUAACCCUGGUGUUGACAAGCAGAUAGUUCCCUACUUUCAAGUGCUUGGACUUGGUAAGAAGAGUUCCUUCUUCACUCCAUCAGGGCCAAGUGAAAAGUGGCUCAUGAAGACCAGUGGUGCAAACACUUCACAACAUACCCUCAAAAUCCCUUCCUUUGAGUUAAAUAUCCAGGACUGGCUGCAGCAGAAGAGAGUGCCAAGCACCAGUACCACAGAAAGCUCAGUCCCUUUUCCCAAGCCACAUCCCAUAGAGCAUUGGUUAUCCAAAGGCCAGUCAAAGACUUCUACAGUAGAAAAAGAAAAUUCUUUGGAAACACCAGAAAACAAGGGGCAAGACAAUGGCAACGAUGCAACUAUGGUAAAGAACAAAACAUCAGAAAUCCAGGGCUGGCUUUUGGAUUCUUCUAGGACGCGUGAUUCUACUAUAAUGCCCUUAAGCCAGUUCAACUACUACAAAGUUGUAAAAAUGUCUGAAUCAAGCCAGUGGUUGAAGAAGUCAGGAAUCACAGAAGAUGCACUUCCCACUAAUCGUACUGGUAUAACGUAUAACAAUAUCGCUACUUCAGGUGUUGAUGAGUGGCUGAAGAAGAAAGUUGAAAGUACAGGCAGUACAAAAUUCUCAAGAAGUAUUAGUACACAGUCAUGUUCAGAUUGCCCUGCUGGAUUGUCAUCAGAGUGCUCUGACGUGGAAUUGGAUGACACCUUGAAUGAGAUGUCUGACCGUUUGGCAGUAGAAAAAGAAGAUGGUGAAAACAGCAGUGGCUCUGGGGCUUCCUCAAGUUAUCUUGCCAGUGAAGUACCUGAUAAUGAUAGAUGGUUAUUCAAGCAGUCAUGUAAAACCAAUAUUUUAGCCCAGGACUACGCUGGUAUUAAGAAAUAUAAAGAUAAUCUGGCUGCUCAAUCUACUCAGCAUUGGCUGCAUCCCCGCAGUGAGCAAGGGUCUGAUAACAGAGACGCUGAAGAGCUCGCAGCAAGUGGAGUGAAGUCCUACAUUGACUCUCUUCCAGUUGGUAAGAACCACUGGCUUUUAAAUCCUUCUACAGAUAAAGACAUAUGCAAGUGGCUGGCAGGUAGCUCAUUUGAGAGGUGUAAAAACUGUCCAACCCUGUGUUCUAAAGGAGUGUUUAAAGUCUUCGAUCAGGUAGCAAGUUCCAAGGAUGGUUGGCUGCUGUCACAAGAACUAUACUGAGAGUCUUUAAAAAGAGCUGAAGGUACCAGUAUGUGUAGUGUUUUAUGCUUCUUAUUUUCAAUGAUAUGUUUCACAGUGUUCAAGACCAAAAAAAAUUAAAGCACUGUAAUUAGAAGCUGUUACUUGUAAAUAAACACUUGUAAUGUGUUCUUGUAUAUUUUUUGCUCCAGUGUCCCUAUGUGGGGUGGGUAUGAAUGUUUUCUGGAACCACAUUUUUUGAAAGAGAGCAUAGAGCAUGGAUUUGCAUAUGUAGACACUAACACAAUUACAGUUGCCAAUAAAAUUAAUGUGUAGUUGCAAGAAGCAGAAAUGUCAAAUAGUAAGAAAAAGGGGAAAAAAGAAAAGAAAAGAAAAGAAAGAUGAUUAGAAGCAGGGUCUUCUAUCAAACAGUUUACCUGUAAAAUUAAUAUGAAAUUUGUUGAAACAACCUGCAAAGCAAGUUACUUCAUGAGUUGACAUCUGCAUGCAGUUUCUAGUAGUGAGAAUUGUUUCACCACCAGAAAAAAUUCUUUGAUUAGGAGCAGGGCCUUCUAUCAGGAAUGCUUAUAAAUACAAAUUUAGUUGAGAGAACCUUUAGAAACAUGUAAUUUUCACUUUGACAGUAACACAGUUAUGAGAAUGCAAUUCGUAGAGCGUAGAGCAUGGAUUUGCAUAUGUAGACACUAACACGAUAAUUAUUACAGUUGCCAAUAAAUGUGUAGUUGCAAGAAGCAGAAGUGUCAAAUAGUAGGAAAAAGGGGAAAAAAGAAAAGAAAAGAAAAGAAAAGAAGGAUGAUUAGAAGCAGGGUCUUCUAUCAAACAUUUUACUUGUAAAAUAAAUAUGAAAUUUGUUGAAACAACCUGCAGAGCAAGUUAUUUCAUGAGUUAACGUCUGCAUGCAGUUUCCAGUAGUGAGAAUUGUUUCACCACCAGAAAAAAAUUCUUUGAUUAGGAGCAGGGUCUUCUAUCAGGAAUGCUUAUAAAUACAAAUUUAGUUGAGAGAACCUUUAGAAACAUGUAAAUUUUCACUUUGACAGUAACACAGUUAUGAGAAUGCAAUUCCUAGAAGUAAAUGAAAUCAAUAUGUUGUAACAGAAAGAAGAGCUAUAUUGUUCUUCAAGUAGAACUUUAUUGUAGGCCAAUUUGCAUAAGUAGUUGAGCAAGUACACUUAGCAUGCAGAUCAGAUUGUUUGUAUAACACUAUUUCUCUCAAAAGACCAUGACAUAUAAGGAUUCACUAUUUUUCUAUUUAUACAUUAUCCAUCCAUUAUUGGAUGCCUUGUGUAGAUAAGCUACAUGUAGCCUGAUUACAUGCCAAUUCCUAAUCAAGUUGGGUACAGCUGUAAGUGCAGGUCCUGUAUCUGGGAUUUUAUAUUACGCAAAAUACUUUUGUCAGGAAAAGUUUGUCUUGUGCUAGUUAAAACCUUUUAGGGUUGUGUCUGUCAAAUUUAAUUUCCACUGAGUUCAACUUUUUUUCAGUUCAGGUGGUUAGAACCAGACAGCAGGAAUUUAUUAUGUCUCUUUUUUUGAGGGGAGGGGGUGGGAGGAGGGGGGUUUGGUAAUGGAUUUGAUGGUUUGGAAUGAUGCUUUCAUGGGACAGUAAAUUAAAAACUGAUUGUUUAAGUACACCGUAUUCUUAAUGGGGAAAGGUUAUGUUGGGGUUAAAUGUAAAAUGUAGAUUAGUUUUAUGAACAUGUAGUUAAUCUGAGAGCGACGUGAAUUACACCGGAGCCUACUGCAACUUAACAGGGAGACUAGGAUCUAGGACGGGAAUAACGUGUACUGGUGCUUGGUUUAUAUUUAUAUUACUACACGUACACUGUAGUAUAAACUGCUAUCCAUUCAUCAAGUGGAUUGUAUGUAGUUAACAAGUAGAUUCCAUGUUACAGUGUCUGUUCAGUAAUAGAUCAGAGAUGACAUCAAAAAUGUUGUAAGGACAAGACGUGGCGCAUGAGCAGAUAGCUGAGUGGGUCACUGAUGUUCUUACCACAUUUUGAAGUCUUCUGCGAUCUAUAACUGAACAGACGCACAAAAACAUGGAAUCUUUUUGUUAUAGAUAAUAAAGAAACUAAAACAAGUUGUAAUGAUGUCAUCGAUAACGAUUAUACGUCAGUUCUCCUAAGUAAGAACCAAUCUAAAGAGAACAAUGUGACUUCUUAUAUAAUUUUGGAUAGCAAUAAAAUUGGACAUUGUUUUUCUAUCA